GUCCGCCUUCGCGGCGGCGGAUCUGCUGCUGCUGGCCUGGGGCGCCGCGGGCGUCGAGGACCUGCCGCUGCGUCGGCGCCUGGGGGAGGCGGGCUGCGGGGGCUGCGGGGCCACGUUGGACGGGCCGGAUGGGGAGGCCGCGCGCCGGCUGCAGCGCUGGGCGCCGAAGUCCAAGCCGCCAGAGGCGGCGCAGGAGGCGGAGGAGCGG
Messenger RNA from Effrenium voratum, 208 nucleotides. NCBI's taxonomy places the organism in Eukaryota, Dinophyceae, Suessiales, Symbiodiniaceae. The record is from the annotation of a GenBank genome assembly.